CGUUGUUUCCCUCUUGUGUGUGUGCGUCCAUGCAUGUGUGUAUGUGUGUGUGUGGUUCUGAAUGCCUGCCUGCAGACGAAAUAGAAGGUAAAGUCGAUUUUUUUUUAGCUCUUUAUGAAGCUUAUGAUAAAUCAGCUGUUCACGGAGGCAUCAGUUAACAAUGGCUCACCGUCUGUUUGAGGGCAAGAAGCAUGCAGCUUCUUACUUAAAGUACAGGGUCUCCCCAUCAGAACAUCUUAUACAACAGGUCCUUGGAUUCCUGGAAAAACGGAAAGCUCGUCCCUUUGAGCUGGCAGUGGAUGUGGGUUGUGGCUCGGGACAGGGCACUCGGCUGCUGGCCCAACACUUUGCUUCCGUGGUGGGGACAGAUGUGAGUCCUGCCCAGCUGGAUUUGGCUGUCCAGUAUGCCCUGGAGGCAAACAUCACAUAUAGAGAGUGUGCGGCUGAGGAGCUGCCGUUGGCUGACAGCUCAGUGGACCUGCUGACGGUUAUGACUGCGUUCCACUGGUUCGACAGGCCACGCUUUCUCCUGGAGGCCCACAGAGUCCUGAAGCCCCGCGGCUGCCUGGCUCUGCUCAGCUACACCAUGGACAUGGAGCUCAGCUACGACGGCUGCUGCUCGCAAGCACUCAACCAAGUCUGCAAAGAGUUUCAUGCAGCUUUAAAACUCUACCGCUACCCUCACAUUGGUCCCAGCACUAUUGAGUUGUACCGGGCGGCGUAUGAAUCCAUCCCUUACCCGGACAAGGAGUGGCAAGAGUGUGUGAGAGUGACAAAGGCCAUGCCUCUGUCCGGCUACAUGGGGAUGAUGGAGUCUUUCUCCAGCUAUCAGAUUCUGCUGAGAGCCGACCCGCAGAAGGCCGAGCAACUCUCCCAGGACAUCUGUCAAAAGCUGAAGUCUGUGAUGCAGGUGACCUCAGCAGAGGCAGAGGUGGUGGUGGCUGUGAAGUAUUACUACCUGCUGGCCUGUAAACCAGAGGAGGCCUGAGUCCGACACCUCUCACACUUUCAACACCGGCCAGCAAUGUCGUGGACACAGGAGAUCUAUGUGUGAGGUUGUUUUAUAAAAUACCACUAGAGGGUGACAUUCGAAUCAAGACUCCAUGUGUUUAUUGUCUCUGCUUUCACUGUCUAUGUUAAUUUUGUUGGGCAGUUUUUCAUGUGGCCUUCAUCCACUUUACAUAAUCUCAGAGACGUAUAUUCUCUUUAUUUGCAGACCACUGUAGUUUUAUUUGCCCUGACUCCUCCACAAUACUGAUUUUGCGUCGAAUCUUCAUUUGAUUUUAUCAGCAGUAAUUAAGAUUUCAAUGAUAGAGGUGAUGGGCCUCAUAGUGGGAUUCUUCUGCUGGAGACAGACACACAUUAGAAACUGGCAGAGAGGAGGCAUUAAGCCUUCUGUCUCAUUGCCUGACUCCACUUGACUGAUAAUGGUGUUCUGAGUGGACGAGUUUGUUUUCCUCCGUAUUUCUCUACACUGUGCCAGCAAGUUGUGCGUCCUCAGCUGUCAGUCACAUGUUCUCAGCUCGACUGAGCCACGUUCCACCUGAUGAAGAGCAGACUGGCGGCUGAGAGGCAGCAAGCGGAGGAGCUGAGGGAAGCUGCAGUGAAGCUGGAUCACCAGGGGACAUUCAAAGAGUCGGCUGAUAGCUGUGGGUCAAACACCUUUCACU
Messenger RNA from Pleuronectes platessa (European plaice), 1670 nucleotides. RefSeq names its product putative methyltransferase DDB_G0268948. The coding region runs from base 161 to 988 and encodes 275 amino acids. The transcript has 6 exons. The record is from RefSeq and is a predicted model, not a curated record. Gene Ontology annotation, molecular function: S-adenosylmethionine-dependent methyltransferase activity. Lineage: Eukaryota; Metazoa; Chordata; Actinopteri; Pleuronectiformes; Pleuronectidae.